Molecule: messenger RNA, 3406 nt
Organism: Oreochromis aureus
Lineage: Eukaryota; Metazoa; Chordata; Actinopteri; Cichliformes; Cichlidae
Gene: sdc4
Product: syndecan 4
Exons: 5
Coding region: 253-891 (212 amino acids)
Biological process (GO): cell migration
Cellular component (GO): membrane; cell surface
Source: RefSeq, a predicted model, not a curated record
AGAAGGGCAGACAAGCCGGCGGAUCUUCAGUAAGCGCAGCAGCAGCGAACGAAAGAAACUUUACAGGAGAAACGGUGACGGUAUCGAGAGGCGGACGGCUCUACUGUGUAUUAUUUGCUGGACUAUACUGGAACACAGCGGCGGGACACUGAAGACGCUCGGCGCGCUGUUUUUAAAGCUAUAAAUCCCCGUUAAGCUAACGUUUAAGACGACAUUCCCGCUUGUUUUUGUGAACUACCUGGAAGAACAGCCAUGCUCACCCUCUGCCUCGUGUUGAUGUUAUCCACUGCCUCCGUCUUCUCAGAGUCGCAGGUGAGGGAGACGGAGACAUGGAUGCCCAUGAAGAGCUCGCAGACGGCCGGCGUGUCGACACGUGGCGGCGAUCUGGAUGCUUCGGGAGACGCCCCGAUCGGCUCAGACUUCGGCUUCACAGGCGAUGAUGAUGACGAUGACACGUACGACAAUGAAGAUGACAAUGAAGAUUACAACGACUUCUCUGGAUCUGGUGACGCAGACACGACCAUGUCACCUGACGAGACGACAUCAGUGAAGCUCGACAUUAUUGACAAUAAGAUCCCUGAGCCAGAGCGCCCGGUGCGACCAACCGUCAACGAGAUGGAGAUGGUCGAGAAGAACGAGAUCCCUUUCAACAAGGAUCGCGGAGAAGACAACCUGUCCAAUGUCCUCAUGUCCCACACCGGCAACGAGAGCAUCCUGAGCAAGACGGAGGUCCUUGCAGCUCUGAUCGCGGCCCUCGCCGUUGGCCUGAUGUUCGCCAUCCUCCUCAUCCUCUUCCUCAUCUAUCGCAUGAAGAAGAAGGACGAGGGCAGCUACGAUUUGUCGAAGAAGCCCAUCUACAAGAAGGCCCCCACCACAGAGAUCUACGCAUAGACCCCGACCUCCUCCUGCUCCUCCUCCUCUCACAACCACACACAAUCACACACCUCACUCCCUUAAAAACCCAAUCAGGGCCGGCGUCUGGCCUCACCAUGCCUCAUUAUCAUCAUCAUCAUCAUAAUACCUCCUCCUCCUCCUCACUUUUGUCCAGCAGAGCGAUGCUGGGUAAAUCGGGAGAGAAGCCCCGACAACACGAUCGACAGACUGGCUCCUCCCUGAUGUGCGCUUUAUUACCGACGCUCUCUGAACCAAUCAAAGGCUUCGCUUUCUCAGAAAAGGAAAAGGAGCGACAGGAGUGGACUGUCUCAACUGCCAUGAUCUCACUUCCUCUCCAACAGGACAAGACUCUUCCCUUCUUUCCUUUAAAAACACUAAAAUGGUACUUUUAUUGGUCCAGUUAUUUAUUCUCUCCUCUGAACCUGCAGCUUCUAAAGACUAAAGAGGUUUUCAUGAGAAUUUUUUUUUUAAUGCCAUAAUGAGAAAAACAAAAAGUUGGUUUUAAUCUGAAAGUUGUGCAGCGGUUUCAUGCUCCGUUAGUGGCCCUGUAUAGAAGUGUUGUUUCUGCACUGUAAGACGAUCACUUCAUGUUCUGUAAACCUUCAGAUGCAGCAGAGUUCAUUAAAAUGAUCUUAAAAGACUUUUUAUUUUCCUUCAAAGCUCCUGGUAUGUUUGGUUCCUCCUCAGCACGUAGCACCAGACAAGUGAGUCGUACCAAUCCCUGAAAGGAAUUUAUAAACUGUGGAAGACCCCGGGUUAUACACGAGCACGUCGUAGCAGCGAGGCGUUGACACUUUCGGAUGUAGACUCGCUCACUUUCCCGCAGAGUUCGAGCAUACGAAGCGAUAUCCGAAUAGCUGCUUAGCUUAGCUUAGAAAGUGAAAAGCGUUAGCUGUGCUCGAAGCUGUUUCAGCUAAACGCUACUAUGUGUGAAGUAGCUGUAAACUCAUCAAAUUAAUGUUCUCGACUUAUAAUGUGCAGAUUUGGGUUUAACCAACUUUUUAAGCAUCAAGUCAGUCUGACAGCAGCAUUUAAAGUCGGGUUUCCUCAGCUAAUGUUACGCUACAGUAGCGUCGCUAAUGUAACAUUUGGGGAUUUUUUUUUUUCUCCAUAAAUUAAGAUUAAAAAAUGAAGCGUUGAUGUGGUCUUUAAUUCCGUUAGUUUUUUUUUUUUUGUUUGUUUUAAAUCUAGCUAGCCGAUUGAUUUGUGCUAAGCUAAGCUGACUGUAAUGUAAUUUUGACCAAACGUGAGUGGCUUAUCUUUUCUCAAAUUUGCCAAAUUAAAAUUGAUUCCUUCAGUUCUUUCAGCAUUGAGGUGCUAAUCCGUGUAAAAGUUGAGCUCUGUGAUUGCAGAAACAGUGCUUUCUUUGCUAUGUUUGUUUUUGUUUUUUUUAAAUCAUGGGGUUGAUGCUUUUCUCAAUAAGCUACACCGACUGUUUGCUGUUUAGUUUUUAUAUUUUCAGUCACAGUUCUCGGAGCGAUCCUCGACGCCGUCGUAAGCCGGUCCAAUGCUCGGCUGCACACGCGGCAUUCAGACUGCUCUACCAAGGAUUUGUACAUAGUCAUUAAAUAUCAAUUUUAAAAAAGCUUAAAUAUAUUAACUUGGUACUCAGCCGUGUUCUGGCAACAGAAAUAUCUACCAAAUAUUUAAAUGCCAAAUUGUUUUGUUUUUGCUCUUUGGUUUCCUCACAGUAACCUUCAUGUGCUUUACUGUAAAUGUAAGUUUUGAUACUACCGAUGCUAAUACUAACGCCUCUAAUGUCCUCCAGUGUUUUAUUUUCCCACCUGUAGAUCAACUAGUUCCCCUCUGUUAUUAUUUUUUAUUAAUUUAACUGUCAAAUUAUUUUAUUGCCUUCCUUCAGGUUUGGGUGUUCACCCUUAAGCUGUUGUAUAUGUGAUUUUUAAAAGUUUUAUAUACACUAGUUUCAGAUUUUCAGCAAAUAGUUUUGAAACUUUUUAUUUGGUAAGAGUGUCUAUCUUUUAGACUUUUUUUUGUUUGUUUUUUUGUUGGUUUUUUUGCUUUUGUAUUUAUGGUUUUGUUUUUUGUAGAAGGAUUGAUUAUGUGGUUGCUGUACGUCUCUUCAUUCGAGGGAUGUUGUGUCGAUGAGCCACGUUGCCGUCAGCAGAGCUCGGGUCGAUUAUUGGCUGCAUAUUUUUGUGACUCUGAACACGACCGGCGUCGCGAGCAGCCGCAGUUACAAAAACACUCGUUUGAGGCCUGAUAACUGAGAAAUGCUGCUGCCGUGUCCUCCGGUGUGCCGGGAGGAAUGAGCUGACCUCGGACUCGGACAGAGGAGUAAAUCUGAUCAGAUUACGAGUUUAAAAAAGAAUAUUUCAAAAAGCAGUCGGUGGUCGGCCCCAGGUCUGAGUCGGUAAACAUGGGAGGGUAUGUUCUGCUGCUUAAUGUCACAAAUACCACACGUGAAUCAUCAUCGGAGUGGAGCCAAUGAAUCAUUGGUUUCUCAAUGCUGGUUCUGAUUUACUGAAAAUAAAGUUAUUUUUAUGCACAUUAA